GCGCCGGCUACAAAGCGGCGAAGGUCACGGCGCGAGCAGGAGCGCGCGGGCCGCCGGGAAUCCCUUCUGCGGCCCGCGCCCCCAACGCGCUGACCCGACCGGGGAGCCAUGGAGGGAGUGAGCGCGCUGCUGGCCAGCUACCCCACCGCCGGCCUGGCGGGAGGCCUGGGGAUCACGGCGUGCGCCGCCGCCGGCGUGCUGCUCUACCGGAUCGUGCGGAGGGCGAAGCCAACGCACACGGUGGUCAACUGCUGGUUCUGCAACCAGGACACACUGGUGCCCUAUGGUAAUCGCAACUGCUGGGACUGCCCCCACUGCGAGCAGUACAAUGGCUUCCAGGAGAAUGGAGACUACAACAAGCCGAUCCCCGCACAGUACAUGGAACACCUGAACCAUGUGGUGAGUGGCGCACCUAGCCCCCGGGACCCCGCACAGCCGCAGCAGUGGGUGAGCAGCCAGGUCCUGCUAUGCCGGAAGUGCAGCCACCACCAGACCACCAAGAUCAAGCAGCUGGCUGCUUUCACGCCACGUGAGGAGGGCAGAUAUGAUGAGGAGAUUGAGGUGUACCGCCACCACUUGGAGCAGAUGUACAAGCUGUGCCGCCCUUGCCAGGCAGCUGUUGAGUACUACAUCAAACACCAGAACCGUCAGCUGCGCGCCCUGCUGCUCAGCCACCAGUUCCGGCGCCGGGAGGUUGACCAGGCCCACGGACAGAGCUUUGGUUCCUCGGCAACGAAGGCCCCCUUCCAGGUCAUCCUGCUCCGUGCCCUGGCCUUCCUAGCCUGUGCCUUCUUGUUGUCCACUACACUGUAUGGCCCCAACGACCCCUUCACCCCAGGGGCUGCCCUGCCCCCGGCCCUACCUCCUGGGGGCAACAGCUCCGCUGCCUCCGACAACACUACUACUCAGGCCGAGGGAUGGCAGCAGCUGCUGAGCUGCUUGCCGGAGCACGCCACACAGAAGCUGCAUGAGGCCUGGGCCUUUGGACAGAGCCACCAGACCGGCGUUGUGGCAGCGGGCCUGCUCACCUGCCUGCUGGCCAUGCUACUGGCUGGCCGCAUCAGGCUCCGGCGCAUCGAUGCCUUCUCCACCUGCCUCUGGGCCCUGCUGCUGGGGCUGCACCUGGCGGAGCAGUAUCUGCAGGCCGCUUCGCCCAGCUGGCUAGACACACUCAAGCUCAGCACCACGUCCCUGUGCUGCUUGGUGGGCUUCACCGCAGCCGUGGCCACAAGGAAAGCGACAGGCGCACGGAGGUUCCGGCCACGCAGGUUCCUCUCAGGAGACUCCGUCAGCCUUUUCCCCUCCAGCCCCAGCCUGGCCAUGCCCUGCCCGAGCAUCACAACCUCGCCAGCCUCCCUGUUCGUCCCCACCCCGCCCGGCUUCCUGCCUCUCACCAAGCAACAGCUGUUCAGAUCUCCCCGGAGGGUCUCGCCCUCCUCGCUGCCAGGCCGCCUCAGCCGGGCCCUCUCACUGGGAACCAUACCUUCUCUGACCCGGACAGACUCUGGAUACCUGUUCAGCGGGAGCCGCCCACCAUCUCGGGUGUCUCCACCUGGGGAGGUUUCUCUUUCAGAUUACUUCUCUCUGCUGUCGGGCAGCCUGCCCUCCUCCCCACUCCCUUCCCCAGCGCCUUCGGUCGCCAGCUCCGUGGCCUCCAGCUCUGGCUCCCUGCGCCACCGCAGGCCCCUCAUCAGCCCUGCCCGGCUCAACCUGAAAGGACAGAAACUGCUGCUCUUCUCAACCCCCGGGGAAGCACCCAAUACCCCCAGCAGCUCGGAAGAGCACUCGCCGCCCAAUGGCAGCCUCUUCAUUGAGCCUCCCCAGCUCCCCCAAAGGAAUCGCACGCGGGACACCAAACACGACAUGGACAUGAGAUCGAUGCUGGCAAGAGACGGUGCCUACAGCAACCCCUCCAUCAAGAAAGAGGACGACUCGUCACAGUCCUCCGCCUGCAUGGUGGACACCACCACCAAAGGGUGCUCAGAGGAUGCUGCUCCCUGGAAAGGUCGCGUCGGCCCCUCUCUUGUCCGGGGCCUCCUGGCUGUGAGCCUGGCUGUCAAUGCACUCUUCACCUCAGCCUACCUGUACCAGAGCCUGCGCUCAUCUCCUUGAGUGCCCUCGGGACGGCACUACCCAGGUGCAUGCUGCAUCCGCCACUGCCGCUCAGAUCCCCUGAGGGGCUCUGUCUCCGCCUUGACACCAGGGCCCUUGACCCCCUGGGUUGAGUCCCUGACCUCAGGAUACCUGCUGUCCCCCCAACAGACUGCAGGCAUCAGCUGUGUUUGGUGCUGACACUCUGACCCUGAAGCCAGGGAUCUCUGACAGCUGCCCAGCUCCGGGGACACUGGUGCUGCUGUGACGCCAGCGCGGGCCAGCACGGCUGCCUCUGCCCUACUGCUGCCAACAAUCUUCCUCUACUCCGAGACACCAGAGGUCUGCCUCAGAGUCCUGCCAAAAACCCAGAUGAAGAAGGCCCUGGGAGGAGCAAGUGGACCCCAACUCACUUCAUCCUCACCCCGCCCACUCAGGGAGCAAGCCUCCCUGAGCCCCUGACUAGACGGCUCCAGCCAGGGCAGAGCAGGUGGGGCUACAUUAAGUACCGUGUCCCUCUCCCCGACUCCUGCCUCACACACCUGUUUUGUGACCUGUGGUGACUCAGCAAGUAGCUCCAUUGCCCUGAGGGCACCAACACCACCCGUGCCCAUUUGUCUGAGCCUCUCUCUCGUCAUCCAGAGUCCUGGCCUGGCCGUCAGUGCCACGUGAGCUGCACAAUUCAGACGAGACUGGACCCCUCACACCGAAACCCCUCUCUCCUUCAUCCUGCCCCCACCUCUGUCCCAGGUGACUCUGGCUCCUGCCACCUCAUUUGGCCUCCGUGCCCAACCACUGCUCUGUUGAGGGUACUGCAGACUUGUGGAGCACAUCUGUCUCACGAGGAAGGAGGGACUUUGGCUUAACACUGGCCCUUUCGACACUGUGGGGUGACAUGUGCCUGUGGGGGUCGGUCCCGUCCCCCAACCCAGGCCUUGGCCCCAGGAACAUGUGUGUAUGUGUGUGUGAGUGUGUAUAUGUGUCUUUGUGUUACAUCAGGUGGGAUUUGUUAUGGGGGGGGCAUGGGGCAGGGAAGGGUCUUCACUGUCAUUCAGGGAUGAAAUUCAGCUUUAUUUUUCUACACAUUUUUUGCCAGGAGAGGCAUGUGCUUUGGAACAAACGCCCCCAGCUCUCCCUGCCAGGAGACUGCGUGUUAAGCUUGGUGCUUCCCAGUCUUCUUUCUGUUUUUGCUGCAGGGAAGGAGGCCCGACCUGACCUCCACACUCUGUCCUAGGAGCUCUUGAUGACAUCCUGGGUUGUCGCACACCCCAGCAUGUGGGCAGUCAGGGCAGUGUCAGGACUUCAUGAGCCCAACUGCCACCAAAGGUUCCAGCUUGGGGGUGGCACUUGUAUAGUGUCUGCAUUUGUAUAGUGGGUGCAUCAAGUUUAUUUUUUUUUCUGGCUAAUGAAACCAAAUUGUUCCCCAGCAUCCUGUGUCCUGCCCUGAGGAAGCACCCAGGAAAAGCUGUGACCCCUCCCUCCCAGCAGGCCAGCCUGCCGCCCUGUGCACCCAUGAGGGGCUUCUACUUGUGUUUUGAUUCAUACAUAAAACACGUUAUUUUUCUUUACAAAAGCAAAAAAAACUUAAAAAACCAUGCCAACCUUUGACUUGUA
Molecule: messenger RNA, 3705 nt
Organism: Mesocricetus auratus (golden hamster)
Lineage: Eukaryota; Metazoa; Chordata; Mammalia; Rodentia; Cricetidae
Gene: Tmem201
Product: transmembrane protein 201
Exons: 11
Coding region: 109-2112 (667 amino acids)
Biological process (GO): nuclear migration along microtubule
Cellular component (GO): nuclear inner membrane
Molecular function (GO): actin filament binding; lamin binding
Source: RefSeq, a predicted model, not a curated record